AUGAAUGAUGGAGAACAGCACACACACGAGGAACAGAUAAACCGGUUGGAGGAGGAGGAGGAGGGGGAGGAUGAAUUAAAUGAUAGUCAAUAUCUGAUUUUCUUGAGGUCUUUAAACAAUGAAACCCUAAUAUCUCACAUCAAUGGUCUUGCACAAUCGCAAACAGAAGAUGAUCCAUCGUUUCAAGAGGCUUCUACGCCUAAAAGAUUAGCCCCAGUGCUUAGCUCUGCUAGUACUGACCCAUUUAAUGAUGGUUUAGAUGGGGAGGUUUUAAAAUUGGUUGACAAUGAGCAAAAUCAAGAGGCAAAAGGUGCUGAUGACAAAAUUGAGCCUGCUUCUAGUCCUGCGGUGGCGGCGGCUGUUCCUCUUGAUUGUGAAGCACGUCUAAGUGAAGAGUCAUCAGAAAGUGAUAAAGAUGAAAGUGCCAUCGGUAAACUUCACGAGUUUGGAGAUUAUCGCACAUAUUUUCAUUCAAAACGCAUGAAACAACAGAGACAAGAUGAGGCGUAUGUCAAGUGGGAUAGAGAGAGAAGGAAACAACAAAACAAGAACCUGCAGCCCCUUCCCAUCUUCUUGGGCUGUACAAUAUUUGUCAAUGGACACACUCAACCUUCAGUCAAUGAAAUUCAUCGAUUGGUUAUUCUCCAUGGGGGCAAGUUUUUGAGCUAUUUGCCAAACAAGUCUAGUGCCACUCAUAUUAUUUGUGAUCGCUUAACCCCAAGGAAAAAUGUGAUGUUUAAAAAUUGCCGAGUGGUGAAAGCGCAAUGGAUUGUAGAUUGCAUUGAGAAAAAUUGCCUUUUGGAUUGGCAACAGUAUCGACUUAUUUUAGAUGUGGCUUUCAAUCAAACGCGUCUAGGCUUUGAACUGGCACGUCCCGAGACCGAUGGUGUAAAAGAGGGCGAAAAUGAGCCUUUUAGCAGUGGCAUAGUACAAGUACAGGCUGACGCUGUUGCAGAUAAAGAAGCUGAGCCUGAAGGUUUAGACGAAGAUGAUGAUUUUGAUUCAACAUUGUUGCCAGAGGAGGAAAAUUUAUUGCAGAAACUGAAACAGUUUGAGGAGGAGAUAGAAGAACAAAAUGCUCAAGUAGAAAAUGUCGAUGACGACAUGCUAAAUUUUAAGGUUGCACCUUCUUCCAGCUCCACAAAGGGUGUACAUCAAGUGAAAGGAAAGUAUGUUUUAGACGCAAGACAUCCUGAUUUUUUGGCAGGAUUUUUUGCUAAUUCAAGAUUGCAUCAUUUGAGUAUGUGGAAAGCUGAUUUGAGAUUAAAAUUUUUAAGGAAAAUUAUCAAGGAAAAUCUUCACAAGCAUGCUAGAGAUCCGUUUCUAGAAGAUACUCCCGGUUCCAAAAUCAUAAUGCAUAUUGACUUUGAUUGUUUUUUUGCGACAGCGUCGUGUUUAAAGCAUCCCAAUUUGGAUAUCAAUAAAGACCCAAUAGCAGUAGGUCAUGGCGGAAACACGUCAGAUGUUGCCAGUUGUAAUUACGUUGCCAGAAAGCAUGGCGUGAGAAAUGGUAUGUGGUUGAAACUGGCGCAGAAGUUGUGUCCUGAUUUGAUUUCAUUAGACUACGAAUUCGAGGCUUAUGAAAAAUACUCAAGUGAAUUUUACAACUAUCUUGUAAGUAGCAACUAUUUCGAUACUAUAUACCCUGUUUCCAUCGAUGAGGUUUUGGUUGAUGCAACUUCAUACUGUAACAAGUCAGAGAAAGGCGUUGAAGAAGUGGUAAAAGAACUUGGUUCUUUGAUUCGACAACACGUUUACCAUUUGACAGGGUGUACGGUUAGUGUUGGGCUGGGCCCAAAUGUCUUGCUUGCAAAAUUGGCAUUAAGGAAGGCUAAGCCGGAUGGGCAGUUCUCUUUAUUAAAUGAUGCUGAGGACUUUUUGAAACCAGUGCCCGUAAAGGAUUUGCCUGGGUUUGGAGGAGGUAUUUUGGAUAAGUUGGAACCAGAAGUUGGAAAGUCGUCACCAAAGAUUAACGAUAUCUUACCAUUAUCCAAUUCGAGAUUAGUCCAGAUCUUGGGGGAAAAGACUGGAAAUAAAUUGUACCAAUAUGCUCGAGGUAUAGAUCAUACCAAUAUAGAGGUUGACACGUCCAACCCCGAGAUUGUGUUGGGUAGAAAAUCCAUUUCUGUUGAUGUCAACUUUGGUAUCAGGUUCGAUACUGUUGAGGAAUUGGAUGACUUUUGCAUGAGAUUGGCAAGGGAGUUGUAUCAAAGAAUGAUCAAUUUGGGCGUGUGUGGCUCUACUUUGACACUAAGACUAGCAAAGAGGAAAGCUGGUGCUAGUGUUGUGCCAGCCAAAUUUUUAGGAAUGGGAGAGGUUGAAUUUGUUAAUAAAUCUUCAAGACUUGGAAUGGCUACUAACGACUGGGGAGUCAUUGGCGGUGAAAUAAAAGUAUUGCAUAGAAUGCUUAAUAUACCUAUUAAGGAGUUGCGAGGUAUUGCCGUCAGUAUGACCAGAUUGAAAGAUGCUGAGUCAGUCAAGAGCUCGAAACAAAUGAAAUUACCGUUUAGUGCUGCUGAUCGAGACACUAGAUCCAGCAAAGACUUUGAAUCUUAUCGCGGUUUGAAAAGAAACCAUUCACAAAGUCCAACGAAAAGAAGUUCUGCCAAAAAGAGUGCGGUCAGUUUGACAAAGUUGUCCUUUACUCCUCGUCGCGAAAAAAGCAUUGCUUCCAAUUUUCAGGACCCAUUUGAAAAUGACCAACAAAUAGACUGGGAGGUAUUUGAGUCCUUGCCGCUAGAUAUUCGUCAUGAAUUAGAAAGCGAAUUGAGGAGAAGAGGCCUCGCUAAGGACAAAAGUCCCAGUAAAGGUAAAGCGUAUCUACAGCAACUAAUACCUACUCAGGGAGGUACUACAAAGUACGUUCGUGUCGUUGAAUCGCCGACGAAAUCACCACUGAGACUGAGAUCCACCACACCAAAAGCAUCUCCCGUGAAGAAGCAAAAGCGUGAGUUUGUUUACGAUGAGUCUCAGUCAUACGACUCAUCUUUAUUGAACCAGUUGCCAUCGUCGGUGAAAGCUGAUAUCUUUAAGGACAUGGAAUAUAAGCAAAACAUUAAAAAGUUCGAUUUAGUGCCUAUGCGGGAUAAGGUGAGUCGAAAGAUUGAGGAGGCAAAAGUGGAGGUUAAAGAAGUUACACCUCAGUGGAUACAGCAGCAACCCAAAUUGUUUGGCAUGCCCGAGUUUUUAAAAGAGCAUGUGACAUCAUCUGAAUUGCGGCAAAAAGUUAAAGAUUGGGUAAACACUUCCUUGAAUCAAGGAGGUCCACAUGAAGACGAUGUGAUAUAUUUUGGCACGUAUUUGCAAGCUUUGUUUGAUGACGGUCUUUUCGGCAAGGCGGUGACGUUAUUUCGGGAUAUAUUGAAUAUUUUAACGUACCACAAGACUGUUAUUAAUUGCAAUGGUGAAGGUGACGAUGACAAUCAACGUUUAUUUCUCAUGGUAGGCGUCGAUGAUUGGUAUAAGCAAAUUGACACUAUUUUGGUACCGAUAAUAGGGAAGUUUUGUAAAAAGAAUAAGAUAGUUUUAGAGUGGUAA
This is a messenger RNA of Lodderomyces margitis, 3537 nucleotides long. Its product is annotated as deoxycytidyl transferase. Gene Ontology annotation, cellular component: nucleus. The record is from RefSeq and is a predicted model, not a curated record. Gene Ontology annotation, biological process: error-free translesion synthesis; error-prone translesion synthesis. Gene Ontology annotation, molecular function: DNA-directed DNA polymerase activity; deoxycytidyl transferase activity; damaged DNA binding. Lineage: Eukaryota; Fungi; Ascomycota; Pichiomycetes; Serinales; Debaryomycetaceae. The transcript has a single exon. The coding region runs from base 1 to 3537 and encodes 1178 amino acids.